UCGUAGUUGGUUUUAUAUUGGUGGGUGAGAUGGCAGAGUGUGUGGAAGGAUGAGGAGGCGCAAAUUGAUAUUAGAGAGGCUAAAAAAUUAAAUUGCAGUCAUUGAUGGUGGGAGGAAAAAGUGACCGACGGUUGGUGAUGAAACACAAGAACUCAGUGGACUACAGGAGAAAAAUCAGGUGGUUUCUGGCUCAGGGCUCCAGAGAGCACAGAGUAGCUUCAGUCUCCAGUGCGCCCCCCCUAUGGUGACGGGCGGUCCUGCAGGGCCCCAUCGUGAUAAGGCAGGGCGGAGGAAGAGCUGGGACGGGACAGAUGGCCACGCCCUUUGUGCCCGUGGCUGUGCCUGUGGGACGAUCGUUGCCGGGGGGCGGCGGCGGACCCCGUGCCGACCGGACUCCGUCCUUGGGCAGCAUCUCCAAUAGCUCAGGCUCCUCCUCCUCCAAGGGCCCUGGGGACGAGGGGGCGGGGCCCAGGGGUGGGGAGGGUGUGGCGUGCCGGACCCCGCCCCAUCAGUGCCAGAGCCCCAUGACUCGGGCUCGCCUCAACGGGGCCGACUGCUCCAUGGAGUACUCCAGCUGCCCACGUUACCUUGGGGACGGAGGCGGCGAUGGUGGCCAUGGCAACGACGAGGACUUGCCAGGGUGUGAUUGGGAAGGCCGGCCCCUCACCCCGACCGUUCUGGGGUAUGAGGUGAUGGAGGAGCGUGCCAAGUUUACCGUAUAUAAAAUCCUGGUCAAGAAGACACAGGAGGAGAGUUGGGUGGUGUUCCGGAGGUACACAGACUUCUCCAGGAUGAACGACAAGCUGAAGGAGAUGUUUCCUGGGUUCCGCUUGUCACUUCCUCCCAAACGCUGGUUUAAGGACAACUACGACAGCGACUUCCUGGAGGACCGACAGCUCGGCCUGCAGGUCUUCCUGCAGAACAUGGUGGCGCACAAGGACAUCGCUAACUGCGUGGCCGUGCGAGAGUUCUUGUGUCUGGACGACCCGCCGGGUCCUUUCGACAGCUUGGAGGAGAGCCGGGCGUUCUGUGAGACUCUAGAGGAGUGUAAUUACAGGUUGCAGAAGGAGCUGUGUGAGAAACAGAAGGAGAUCGCCUCUCUCAAGAGACAGCUGGAAGAGAAACAGCUCCAUAUCCAAGUGCUGGAGAAGAGGCUCAGCGGGGCCGCUCUGACAGGGCCGGGCAGUGAGAGCAGUGUGGAGGCUGACGCUGAUGGAGACGUGGAGUCAUCGGCAGCGGAGGCCGACCAGGAGAUGGGCGAAGAGAGCAGCAGCGGUGAGACUCCCUCCUCCAGGCACUCCUGCUGGUGUGGACCCCCCCUGGGCAGCUCCCCACCGGUCAUGCAAGUGUCUGAGUCCCUGCUGGAGCCCUGACCUGGGGAGAGAUGCUGCCCCCCCCCCUCCCCGUCUUUCUCUCUCUGUCUCUGCCUCUCUCUAUCUCCGUGUCUCUCUUUUGGUCUCUCCCUCCCCCUGUCCCAGGUCAGCCCAGCGCUCUCAGACCUCCUGCGGUUGGACUCCUCUGGGCGGGAGCUGUCAGUCAGAGGCCCGCUCCACCCCCCCCCCCCCCCCCCC
This is a messenger RNA of Anguilla anguilla (European eel), 1571 nucleotides long. RefSeq names its product sorting nexin 16 (gene snx16). Gene Ontology annotation, molecular function: phosphatidylinositol binding. The transcript has 8 exons. Gene Ontology annotation, biological process: protein targeting to lysosome; endosome to lysosome transport; early endosome to late endosome transport. Gene Ontology annotation, cellular component: early endosome; late endosome; extrinsic component of endosome membrane. Bases 312 to 1373 code for a protein of 353 amino acids. The record is from RefSeq and is a predicted model, not a curated record. Lineage: Eukaryota; Metazoa; Chordata; Actinopteri; Anguilliformes; Anguillidae.